Molecule: messenger RNA, 10921 nt
Organism: Carassius auratus (goldfish)
Lineage: Eukaryota; Metazoa; Chordata; Actinopteri; Cypriniformes; Cyprinidae
Product: rho GTPase-activating protein 21-like
Exons: 25
Coding region: 2846-8764 (1972 amino acids)
Biological process (GO): signal transduction
Molecular function (GO): phospholipid binding; protein binding
Source: RefSeq, a predicted model, not a curated record
UUACAGAUUUGAUUGAUGUAUUGCUCUUAUCUGUACGAUCAAAACUGGAAGUGUAAUUAAAGUUAUUUUCUGGGUUAUUAGGAGAAAAUGACUUAUAGCGCGUAUACACGUUAAUCGACUCCAAAGGGUAAAGGAUAGCAGGGUAGGGUUUGAAUUAGGGCUGGGGUCAGACUUGAACUAAUUUUAGGGGUUACUAAUGCUUUGGCAGUAGUCUUGGCAUCAGAAUGCAUGCCCACAGUCAGCUCACAUAGUGUUGGGAGCAUAUAGGCUUCCAAAAGGGCAACAGCUAGUUGAAAACACUGGUUCCAGUCUAACUGGCUGGUUUCUGGACAGUCACUCCACCUGGAAAGAAAAAUUGUGUAUAAAGAUUCUAGGUUGGACCAAAAUUUGAUUGGGCAGUGAAUUUGCUGAAGUUUGCCAGAUCUUUUCCAUUCUAAGUGGCUGGCUUUGGAAAAAAUAUGCUAAAAUGUGAACCACACAUAUGAACAAAAGUAUUAGGAGUUGAGGUUAGUACUGUUUGUUUGACAAAAAUAUUGUGCCAGUACCAACAAAAGAUGUUGAUCAAGAAAUGUCACAAUCACCUACUGCAGAUAACCAGAAUUUCUCAAAGAAGUGUUCCAUGCAGUGUGGCAUAGUUUUUGUAGGCUUUCAGUUUUUAUGUCUUCUCUGGACACGUUAAUAGCUGUAUCUCAUCAGCUGAGUUGUUUUCUAUCUGAACUCAAGAGUCAUGUGAUAAGUUUAUGUCACAUCAGUCAACGUCUGGAUGGCCCACCCACACGUCCUGUGUGUUUUUUUUCCUCUGGAGAUUUAGCAGCCCAUCAUUGAUUUGUUCUUUUGAUGUGUGCAGUGUCAGAGUGAGAGCUUCACUACCGUUCACUAUUGAUUUAAUCUGACUGGCCCCUGGGCUGGUUGGAAUGGGUCAGAAUAUGAGGUUGUGGAUCCUGGACUUAUCCAUUCACUGUAAAGGGGAAGAUUUACAGUUAAUUAAUGAAAGAAGGGUUGAUAUAUUGAUCGUUUUAAGGAUCUGGCAAUUGAUGAAAAUGAAAUUGACUUUGUUUAGUUACUUGAUUGUUCCUCGGCCUGUUAUAUCACCUCCAAGAAUGUUGCAACACUUUGGGGUAUGUUUCAGUGUUUGUGCUGGUUCUCGCAGUGCCUAGAGGAAACACCAUACCCAAAGGAUGGAGGUUUUUGAGUGUAAUAGAAUGAUGUGUUUCUCCGGCAUGUGUUUAUUCAGCACUACGGAUGAGGCCCUGGUCUGCACAUUGGGAGUUUGGCCCAACUGACCUGCACAACACGAGUGUGUAUAUAGCCUUGACCUGCCCUGAGAUCCUUCAUGUGUGGCUUCAUCAAUCUGCUCCACAUCUUCAUGUAAUCUUCCACAUCUAUGCUUUGAAUUUCAUGUUACUGCAGCCUUUUAUUGCAGUCCAGCAUAAAUUUUAUGCAGAGCCAAGAAUAACCUAACACAGUUGUCGGUCCCUGGUGCAUUGCUCUGGUUUUACUCGCUCAGGUUUGACCUAGUAUCCUAAAGCUUCUCUGAAAAAAAAAAAGCCCUCUCCAUGGUAGUGCCUGUCUACUGAACCUGUCCUUCUAAACAGCAUCUAAUCAGCACUCUUCAUUUAGCCUCAGACUCUAAUGUGGUUCUGGCUGCCAACUCUCUCUGUCUGAUUGACAGUUGGCAUUUGGAUGUUAUUAAAAUUGCAUGUGUGGAACCGAUCUGCUGACAGUUGGAUUCCUUUUGUGGUCGGUGCAUUUCUGAGCCAAGAUCUGGAAAAUCCAGCCAGAUUCACCUUGGGACUGCUUUGCUACACCAGUACUUUGGAUAUAAGAGAUUGAAAGUUUACAGUAUCAUUGCAUAUCUGUCAGAUGUGUAGAUGCCCCUCUAUCAAAGCAUUUUGCAAGCAUGGGGCAUUGGCCAUCCAGGAGCUGUGCUAGGGUGUCCUGAUUGGUUGUCAGUGCAUUGCUACAGUAUUCUGUCUGUUAGAGUGUUAGCCACAGAAUUGCUAUAUGUGCACGGAGCUCACUUCUAACGAGCUGAUUAUCUGAAUCAGGUGUGUUAACAAAGAGAAACGUGUGAAAUAUGCAGUGGGGUGCGAGGACUGGAAUUGAGAACCGCUGAAUUAUAGUGAUGAUUAACAUUCACAAACACCAAUAUUAAAAUUGGUCGGAGUCGCACAUGUUCUAUGUAGUUCAGCCCACUCCAUCCCGAAAGCAUCUUCACAAACUUGCUGCAAUCCAGUGGCAUGUUCUAUGAAGCAAAUCUCCUGUUUUGUUUCAACCCCAUUCUUCUGUUUCUGCAAUGCGUGAGAGGAUUGCAGUGUUUCUUUAAAGCAGUAGGGAAUCUAGAGUUCUCUGGGAUGUGAUUUGUCUUUUGCAGUCCCAUCUCUCUCAUCCAGGGGUUAAGCCUGCUGCAGCAGUGCUACCUGACUCAGCACCGCAAGAAGACGAACAGAUGGAGCGAUCGAGUCAUAGAGCGAAGAGGGAGAGACUGAUUACUCUUAAAUACUAAGCACUAGAGGAGAAACAAGCCUCCUUCCUCGUGUCAUCACCUUCAUCUUAUUUGGAAGUCUCUCUUUGGAGUUGCGGACGUAUUGGUGGAUUUCUUGUGUUUUGGUGGUCGUUUGCAUUAUUAAUCCAGCACUAAUGAGCUGUGGAAAGGGAUGCGGUUAGCUGAUGGAGUGCCUGCUGGGCACACAGAUGGGCUCAGACGCGACGCUCUCACUUCCUCAUGCCCCCCAUCACCUUUGUGCCCAGAGCAGGCUCCAAGGGAUCAACCGGAGAGCCCGGUGAUAAAAGAUCUUGGGGGACAGGUGGGCACAGAGGUACUGUCUGAGUCAGGACUAAUGACAUGGCUCAUCUAAGAGUUCUGGACUGCAUGGUCAGCCGCAAAUGGAGUCGGAUAUGUGACCUUUACUGUGCGUUUAACAGUCAGGCUAAACAAAAGGAUGGUUGUGAGCAUAGCGAGGCAUCGGCUCUGUCUCCGGCCGCUGAAGAGGAGAACUUCUCAUGGCCGGGGCCCAAAACAUUGCACCUACGCCGUACAUCUCAUGGCUUCGGCUUCACGCUCCGUCACUUCAUUGUGUACCCACCCGAGUCAGCCGUGCAAUCCUCUCUCAAGGAUGAAGACAAUAGCAGCAGAGGGAAACAACGGAACAGACUGGAGCCGAUGGACACCAUCUUUGUCAAGCAGGUGAAAGAGGAUGGCCCCGCGCACGGAGCUGGACUCUGCACAGGGGAUCGUAUUGUAAAAGUCAAUGGAGAAAGCAUCAUCGGGAAAACGUAUUCUCAAGUAAUUGCCCUUAUUCAGAACAGUGACACAUCUCUGGAGCUCUGCGUGAUGCCAAAAGAUGAAGACAUUUUACAGCUGUUCUCCAGGGAUAUCACAGCUCUGGCCUAUUCUCAAGAUGCAUACCUCAAAGGAAACGAGGCAUAUAGUGGAAAUGCCCAGAACAUCCCUGAGCCACCCCCAAUAUGUUACCCAUGGAUAGAGCCAAAUGCCUUGGCCAUGGCACAGGUGUCAGAGCCUUCACGCUCUGCUGAGACUUCAUGUGGAACCAGACAAGGAGUAAAUCGAUGCUAUAAGCCGGACAUAGGUUGCCGCAUUGAUAUCCCUGUUUCUUCCCUUACCACAUCCCAAACUCCACUGAUCCCCAACACCCAAACUGUUGUGCGUGUAUUUAACGAAAAUGUUAGGACAAUGGUAGCAUCACCUGAAUCCACAGACCGAAUUACACAUGUGGCCUGGGCUGGUCCCAGCCACAGGAAGGAGGACAACCAGUAUGCGGAUUCAACAGACCCAAGCUUUAACAGGUCCAGUGACCAUGUCACUGUAUCUCCAACUGGGGCAGCAAAAUCACAACACAAACCCAACAGAACUGGAGAACCCACAUGUUUUGCUGACACUACCCCCAGAACGUCACAGACUUGCAUAGAUACAAAGCCUAUAUCUUCCUACAGACAUACUCUAACCACAACAGCAGAAACCUUCCCAUCAGCAACCUCUCCCACCCCUUACACACCCUCCCCUCCACCUGCCACCCCCUCACCGUGUUCUCCACACCAGAACAUUGACUGGAGAAACUACACCACCUACAAGGAAUACAUUGACAACAAACGGAUUUACAUGUAUGGCUCCCGGACUAUUCAGGAGCGCCUGGACAGUUUGAGAGCCGCAUCCAGAUCCAGUACAGUUGAAUACAGCAAGCAGAAGAGUGCAUCAACAACAGCUACACCCUCACGGGGCUUUUCUGGAUCACAGCUUAGACGAAGGAGUGCCUCACAUGAUCGGAGUUAUCAGGUAUCCAGUGCGCUGCCAAUGCGUAGCGCCUCUCAAGAGAGGCUUGGUGGUGCUGAUCGGGCUGGUCUAACAGGGAAUUGGCCUCGUAGUGCUUCCCAGGAUGCCCUCCCAUCAGCCCCUAUAGGUAUCCUGAAACCCAGAGCAUAUUCUUGCAGCUACCUAAGCAGACAGAAUGAAAAUGCACCAUCCUCACUAGAUAGGCAAGCAUGCUGCAGAACUGAGACAGACGAGUGGAUGCUCGUGCACAGAGGGGAUGAGGCAAGAGCAAGCAGGCAGUCUUCUUCCUUACGCAUGGCGCCUCACAGAACACAGGGUGUAUUUAACACAGACAGACGAGGGGGUAGUUACCCAGGGUUGCCCAUCACCCCUCAUUUUAGUAGAGGUACAGAUUCUUUCCUCACUUCCAGAUCUGAAAGCCUGGGUAAUACCUCUGCACCUUCCAUAACCAGACCCACACUGUUACCUGCAAAAAAUUAUGUCUCAGACCCUUCCACUGCUGCUGCUUCUUAUAUAGCUUCUGCAUUGGCUUCAAUACAAGGCCACAUCAGUGGUAGCUCCAGCACAGGCCCUGUCAAAGACCAAAGAACACCUCUCACUGCCAACCACAUGCCCCACAAUGCAAAGCAGUUGCAGCCCAGGGGGCGGUCUGACAGCCUUCAGGAUCCCAUCAGAGAACUAGCCCGCGGUGGUCGCUCUUCUUCUUGUUCUGCCGCCUCUAAACCCCAUAGAACAAAGCAGGGUGGAUCCAAGCCCAGAUUCACCAGUAAUGGAACAGUUCCUCCGCAACCUAUGUGCACAGAACCACAACCCCAAGCCAAUGAGAAGACAGCGGAAGGUAUCGAGGGCCCAGAUGCCACUGUAGUUGUGGUUCGAAGGGAGAAGUCUGGAUCUCAACCUAUCCGCCAUCCUUCCUACAUUCUUGCAGUGAAUGAGACGGAGAGAGGGGCUGAAACACUUGUAGAAUCCAACACACGUUGGGUUCCCAGUGAUACCCAACGACAAAUGCACAUGAGGAAGCUAGAAGACCAGUGUAAAACCUCUUUUUCAAGCAACCUUGAUGACUCACUGGACUCCAUUCCCUUCAUUGAUGAGCCGUCAAGCUCCAGUAACGACCAUGACACCACACACAUUCCUGCAUCUGCUGUGAUUUCCAACAAGCCUAUAAUCACCACCAACCCACCCAGUCCAACUUCCCCUUCUCCCGUAAUACGCCGACAGCUGUCCCACGACCAGGAUUCCUUACGACUCACAAUUUUGGAAUCAGAUUCUGGAACUAAAACGGAACGUUCCAGGUCCUUCGAUGAGGGCUUGGAUAACUACAGAGAAGAGAGAGGGCGGUCGAUUAAACACACCCAUGGAUUCAAGGGACUUAGAAAGGCGGUUGACAGAUCCUCUGAGGACUCUGGCUCUAGGAGAGACUCUACUUCAGAUGUCUUCACUGAUGCCACAAAAGAGGGUCCACUUCAUUUCCGGCAGCUCAACUCAGAUAAGGGAAAGCGUGUUAGCGGUAGCAUGCGGUCGUGGAAGCAGAUCUACGCUGUGCUUCGUGGCCACUGCCUUUACCUGUACAAGGACAAGAGGGACGGACAAACCAAUGUCAACUCCCAUAUUGAAGAAGAGCCUCUGCCGGUCAGCAUCAAAGCCUGUCUGAUUGACAUCUCCUACAGUGACACGAAGCGGAAGAACGUACUUCGGCUGACAACGUCAGACUGUGAAUACCUGUUCCAGGCGGAAGACCGCGAGGAAAUGCUGUCCUGGAUCCGGGUCAUUCAAGAGAACAGCAACUUGGACGACGAGAAUGUUACUGUAACUAGCACAGACCUCAUCAACCGGAAAAUAAAGGAGUACAACACUCUAAUGAGUCCACCCAGCAGUAAGACAGAACCCUCACCCAGAGCGUCCCGUCAGUCCCUGAGCAUCAGGCAGACGUUACUGGGCGGUAAAGGGGAGAAUAAAGCUACAAGCCCUCACUCACCAAACAAGGACCACGACAGGAAAGCCAUGCACAAAGAUGAAACCAGUCCACCGAAAGAUAAGGGCACAUGGAGGAAGGGCAUCCCUGGACUCAUGAGAAAGCCAUUUGAGAAGAAAUCGUCUCAUGGAAUCACAUUUGGAGUAAGACUAGAUGACUGCCCUCCGGCUCAGACCAACAGAUUUGUUCCUCUGAUAGUUGAAGUGUGCUGCAAGCUUGUGGAAGAACGAGGACUGGAAUACACUGGCAUUUACAGAGUGCCAGGAAAUAAUGCCGCCAUCUCCAUUAUGCAGGAAGAGCUCAAUAACAAGGGCAUGGACGACAUCGAUGUUCAGGAUGAUAAAUGGAAGGACUUGAAUGUGAUCAGCAGUUUACUCAAAUCCUUCUUCAGAAAACUUCCUGAACCUCUCUUCACUAACGAGAGAUAUGGAGACUUUAUUGAUGCCAACAGAAUAGAGGAUCCUGUAGAGAGACUCAAAGUGCUCAAAAGACUGCUUCACGAGUUGCCUGAUCACCAUUACGAAACACUGAAGUUCCUCUCGGCACAUCUCAAAACUGUGGCAGAAAACUCGGAAAAGAACAAGAUGGAGCCACGGAAUCUGGCUAUUGUGUUUGGCCCAACACUGGUGAGAACAUCUGAAGACAAUAUGACUCACAUGGUGACGCACAUGCCAGACCAGUACAAGAUCGUAGAAACGCUCAUUCAGCAUUACGACUGGUUCUUCACUGAGGAGGGUGACCAGGAACCUACGACUACGGUCCAGGAGGAGAGUGCUGUGGAGUCCCAGCCUGUGCCUAACAUUGACCACCUCCUGACCAACAUCGGCCGGACAGGCACCUCUCCAGGGGAAGUGUCAGAUUCACCAACCAGUGACUCUGCUAAAUCUAAGGGCUCCUGGGGAUCAGGGAAGGACCACUGCAGCCGCGAGUUCCUUCAGCCACGAGUCUCCUCCAUUUUUGCUGCGGCCAACCGCAAACGAAAGAAGCACAAGGAGAAGCUGCAACCCAGCAGCUCUGAUGAUGACCUUGAUACCUUGUUCACCAAGAAUGAUAACCUAACUCAAAAGCAGAACAAGGAGGAGGUGGCAGGCAGGUCCAGCCCCUGCGGAAGAAUUGUUGGAGAGAAGAAGAACGCCGUAAGUGAAGAGUCAACACCGAAGAACAAGAAGGAGCACAGAAACUCUUUCUUUAUGAAAGACAAACCCUCUUCAGCUCUCUCCCCCUCGCCCAAGCUCUCAUAUUCACCUGGUUUCAACCGCCGCACCAACAGAUCCACCCUCUCAGAUCCUUUCUCACAGUUAGAUGAGACCACCUCAGACUUGGGUACCAUGAGUUCUGGAGCCUCCGUACCCAGAACCAGACCUCGCAAAUGGGGCACAACAUCACCGGCCCCUGAGCAAUCACCUGCUCCUGGGGGGGCUUUUCUAACUGCCGAGGUGAGCUCUAUUACGUCGGACUACUCGACCACUUCCUCUACCACCUUUCUGACAGGAGUGGAGUCCAUCACAUUAAGUCCAGAGGUGCAGUCUGUGGCAGAAAGCCGGGGAGGAGAUGAAGCAGAUGAUGAGCGCAGUGAGCUCAUCAGUGAGGGACGGCCGAUGGAAACCGACAGUGAGAGCGACUUCCCAAUGUUUAGCCCUGGCAUCGCUGGACUAGGCAUACCGUCCACAGAAGAUGCCGGCAACAGCACACCCAAACUGGCUUGCCGCUUGCUGCCCUCCCAUAAGCUCAUAGAAUGUGACUCUCUGACCAGGAGGCGAUCCCUCCGACAAAAGACGGACAGCGAUUCAUCUGUGGAGGCCGGGGCUGGUGGCACCAAUCAAGGGGUCAGCAAGAAUGAAUCAAACAGACUAUCUCGAGUUCUGGAGGUGAUGAAGAGAGGCCGUUCCACUGGCAGCCUUAGUGGCUCUUUGCGUACUGAAUCGGAUCGCGUUGAGCCAGCGUGGCAUCUUAAAAUCACAGAGAGACUCAGGUCCCGUCUACGUGCCUCUGCUGAUGACAUGUUCGGUGUUGGCACGCAAAAGACCCGCUCUACGGAGACACGUGGAAAGAAAAAGGGCAUCCGUCGACGGCAUACUAUGGGUGGCCAGCAGGAUUUCGCUGAACUAGAUAUCAUUCAUGAUUGGAGGGAACAGGGCGGGGUGGACCAGGGUGCUGAAAUGUCUUCUGUGGAGCACCUCAGAUCUAAGUUCGACUCUCAGGACGUGUCUAUCCGGGACUGGAUUGCUCAUGAGCAUCAUCGAACUGAGGGCUCCCAGGCCAGUCUAGAGUUGAAAAGUCAAGAUGGGAUAGAGACUGAAAUGGAAGAGGCCCAAGCAGGAAAUGCUGAGCGACUGACUCCCUCUGCUUCCCCAUGUCCCCAGUCCAGCUCUGAACAAGUAAACGGAGGCGCGUCAAAGGGCAAAUCCAGAAACAGUUUGAAUUCUGGAGCUGAUGCUCAUCCACAAAAAUUGUCAGGAGCUCAAGUGGUGCGCUCACGAUUCUACCAAUAUCUUUGAAUAUAAAGAAUAAUUUGCAUGCGUGUAAGUGUCAUAAUGUGUGGGUCAAGGCCUAUUCAAACCAAAGUGAAUUUUAGGUGUGAAAAUUCUACGCAUUUUCGGAUUUCCCUAACACAAACUGGUAAUACAUCUGUUUAGACCAACUGAGGGCCACUGUCCUGUGGAGUUUAGCCCCAACCCUAAACAAACACACCCGCCUGUAGCUUUCUAGUGAUCUUGAAGACACUGAUUAGCUUCUUCAGGUGUGUCUGACGGGGUUGGAGCUUAACUCUUCAGGACAGUGGUCUUCCAGGCCCUGUUCUGGCAUGAACUUUCGCAGAGCCAUCAAUGCGACAAAUUUCUUUUCCAUCACAUUGUGAAGACAACUGGCCAACCAGUAAGAUUUGUGCUUUUUGUGGCAUGCCUAUAGCACUGCUGUUACAUAAAAUGGCAUGGUGGCACUCUCAGACACAAUUAGUUUGCUAAAUGGUAAUGAAUAGCAUAUGAAUCCACAACCUGCUCUAUUGUCUCUGUACUCGGUUUUGGUAAAUAAGCACCAAAGCAAAUACAAAAAUCUGGCUUUUUGAAAAUUGAUUUUCUUUUUUCUCUGUGACAAGCAGGUGGCAGAAUUUGCACACCGAUUUGUGUAUCAGGGUUAACGUUAGCGGUGUAUUUCUGCUUUUCUAUAAUCACCUGCCAGAGAGUAAAUGAGCAUUUUCAUUCAUCCUGUCUGCAGUUUAUAUGUUUAGGUCUGAAAAGACUAAUUAUAUGUGAAAAUCAGGAUGAAUUUUUGUGCCAAACAUGCAUGUUGGUGUGAACAGGCCUUAAACUGAAUGAAUGUUCUUUAGAGCUAAGGUUACUUCAUUUUUAUUUUCCAUCCCCAUGUCCUGUUUUUUAUUUUUUAAACAAAGUAUCUAUAAAUAUGAAUAUAUAUUAUAAAUGUAAAUUGUAUAUAUCUAUAUGUAUAGGCUUAUAAAAAAGUAACUGGAGUAAUUUGAACAAUUCUGAGUUAUCUGACUCAUUGUUUUUGGAUCAGUACUGGAGCUGUUUUCUUGAAAGCUAGUAAUAUAUGCAUGACGGUGAAGUGGCCUGAUAUUCAGAGGCUGUACAAUACCAAUGUUUACCGACUGCCUCGACAGCACAAUUUCUCUGACUUUGACAGACAUGCAUUUGCAAAACUGUUACUGAAGGAUACUAAUAUCAAAGGAAAAGAAAAGACAUCUCGUCCAAGUUUAGGACAAAAAAAAAAAAAAAAACUCCUGAUGUUACUCAUAUGAAGAAUGUAAUAUGCUUGCUGUUAUAUUGACUAACACGUAAAUUGCUUGUUGCAGUUUUCAUUCGUGAAAAGUGUAAAUAAUGUCUGUACUUGAAGUAUUUUUCUGUUUUUAUUAUUAUUAUUUUGAAGGUUAGCCUUGAUAUGGGCUGUUUUCUGAGCUGUGCGCUGUGGAAAAUCCCUUUACAGUGCAUCAUAACAGCCAGAUAUACAUGUGGAAGAAGAAUGAAAUCAUUUUUUUAUAUUUUUACAGGAUUGUGAAAGUAAGUGCUAAAGUGAAAGCACCAGAGCCUGAACAUCUGUAGCAGUACUAGGCUUACUGGUCAUUGUCAUGUUGAACCAUUUUAAUGCAAAAUACAACAACCUAACAGCAAAUAAGUCAUAAAAUUACAAGGAAUUCUGUUUCCUUACAAAAAAAAAAAAAAAAGUGCCUCAACUGGUUCUGGUGACAGGAGAGGUGCCAUUUCUUAUUUUAGUUGUUUGUUAAUAUGGAAUAUGUAUUGUGAAUGAAUGACUGAAUUUUGUCAGAAUAAAAAAAUAAAAAAAGAUAGAAAGGAAAAAGAAUUUUUUUUUUUUUUUUUUUUUUUUAUAUAUAUACAAAACGAUGCAAAAGCAGACGCAGAGCUUCCACUGCUUCAUCAGUCAGUAGUCUUAAGUCAUUUUGUGCUUUGCCACUGUAUUCAUCUUUACCCUGGUCUUUUAUUGAGGCAAUAGCUUAAAUUUGUAUUUUAUUUUUUCUGUAUGUUACCUUUGUCAAAAAGUCAAAUAUUUUGUCCGAGCUGGCCAGUGUAGUAGCCAGCAUUUGAUUCCUCGGGAGAGUAUGCAUGACUUCAUACGUGUGCGGAUUUCAUCUUACCUCUGAAUGCUCAUAUGUGUGACUCGCAACUGCAGAGAAAAAAACAACA